AUGAGUUUCCCCAACUUUGAAGGCGGCGCGCAGCCCCCUCAGCAAGGUGGCGAAGAGCAAGGUGGAUUCGGCGCAGCUCCCGGCGCAUCCCAACAGCCGCAGUCCAUGGGCCAGCAGAUGGAUCCCUCUCAGCAGCAAGGCCAGUUCCAGGGCGUUCCUCAAGGCGCGGCACCUGGUCCAGGCGGCCCACAGCCAGGCGGCGAUCAAAAGACGACGCUUUGGAUGGGCGAGCUGGAGCCAUGGAUCGAUGAGAACUUCGUGCGCAGCGUAUGGUUUGGCAUCGGCUACCAAGUCAAUGUAAAAAUGAUCCGGGACAAGUUCUCUGGAAGCAACGCCGGAUACUGCUUCGUCGAUUUUGAAAACCCAGACCAGGCCACUCGUGCCCUCCAACUCAACGGACAGGUGAUUCCCAACUCGAAUCGCCAGUUCAAGCUCAACUGGGCUUCCGGCGGUGGUUUGGCCGACCGCAGCCGUGACGAUCGCGGGCCGGAGUUUUCUAUCUUCGUGGGCGAUCUUGGCCCGGAGGUGAAUGAGUACGUCCUCAUGUCGCUCUUCCAGGGCAAAUACACCUCGUGCAAGUCUGCCAAGAUCAUGUCAGAUCCCAUCAGUGGCAUGUCGCGCGGCUACGGGUUCGUGCGAUUCGCCGACGAGAGCGACCAGCAGAAGGCUCUGCACGAGAUGCAGGGCGUCUACUGCGGCAACCGACCGAUGCGCAUCUCCACCGCGACUCCCAAGAACAAGAGCGGCGCCGGUGGCCCACCCAUGGGCGGCAUGCAGCCUGGCCCAGGUGGCCCAGCAGGCAACCCUGGCAUGGGUAUGUACUCGAUGGGUGCUCCACCAAUGGGCUAUUACGGUGCUCCUCAGCCGAUGAACCAGUUUACCGACCCAAACAAUACCACCGUUUUCGUCGGCGGUCUCUCCGGCUACGUCACUGAGGAUGAGCUCCGUUCUUUCUUCCAGGGCUUUGGCGAGAUUACCUACGUCAAGAUUCCCCCCGGCAAGGGCUGCGGUUUCGUUCAAUUCGUUCAGCGACAUGCCGCAGAGAUGGCUAUCAACCAGAUGCAGGGUUACCCAAUCGGCAACUCGCGCGUGCGCUUGAGCUGGGGACGUUCGCAGAACAACUCUGGUCCAGCGGGCACUCCAUACCGCCCAGCCCCACCACCACCAGUCUAUCCGUCCAUGGGUAUGGCUCCUCAGCAUCCCUACGGUAACUUUGCACCGAUGAAGUAA
This is a messenger RNA of Ramularia collo-cygni, 1230 nucleotides long. RefSeq names its product probable mRNA binding post-transcriptional regulator (Csx1), putative. The transcript is spliced from 4 exons. Gene Ontology annotation, cellular component: cytosol. Gene Ontology annotation, biological process: mRNA splice site recognition. Gene Ontology annotation, molecular function: mRNA binding. Bases 1 to 1230 code for a protein of 409 amino acids. Lineage: Eukaryota; Fungi; Ascomycota; Dothideomycetes; Mycosphaerellales; Mycosphaerellaceae. The record is from RefSeq and is a predicted model, not a curated record.